CUCUCUGCCUAGUGUAAAAUACCCCCCCAUAUACACACACACAGACACACACGUCCCCCCCCCACUCUGUUGCCGAUUUGAAUAUUAAAUAAACAGCACACAGUCGCGCAAGAAUACGAGAUUUUUUUUUUGUGUGAUUUUUUUUGCACACAAGGACGGAUCCCGAUGAGAGGACUACCAUGUCCUGUCCUCUCCGGGCCUGUGAGGAAGACGAGGACACGGCGCUUCAUUGCGAGGGAGGCGGCUUCGAUGAAGACGACGACGGAGACUUUUUAGACCGGAGAAGCGACAUCAACUCGCCGGCGGCGCCUCGGCAAACUGCAUCCGCGCCAGACAAAGAGGCGGACUUAUCAGACAGGGAGAUCCCGUGCAAAAAGAAAGGACGACCGAAGAAGAAGAAGGAGGCCAAGAAGAAAGACAAAGAGGGCAAACCUGUCAAAGCUAAAAAACGCAAAAAGAUAGACAGCGAUGUAGAGAGGGACUCGGACCGAGACUUUGGUGAGAACUCUGAUAGCGUCGCCAGCGACUAUGGAUCAGGUGAGAAAAAGAAGAAGAAGAAGCAUAAAGAAAGGAAGGAGAAGAAAACCAAGAAGAAGAAAAAGGACGAUGGCGACCGAGACAGCAGUCAGGAAGAGACAACAAAGCAGCCCGUAGAGCAGAAGACCUCCGCCCAGCUGGCCAAGGAGUGGGGUCUGGAGGAUGUAGAUCAUACCUUCAGUCAGGAAGACUACAGGGAACUCACCAAUUACAAAGCCUUCAGUCAGUUCAUGAGGCCCAUGAUCGCCAAGAAGAACCCUAAGAUCCCCAUGUCCAAGAUGAUGACCAUUCUGGGGGCCAAAUGGAGGGAGUUCAGCUCCAACAACCCUUUCAAAGGCAACGCAGCUGCAGUCGCUGCAGCUGCCGCCGCCGCCGCCAUUGCUGUCGCCGAGCAGGUCUCCGCGGUGACCGCUUCGCCUGAGCCACCGCUGCCACCGCAGCCGCCACCCAUUCGGAAGGCUAAAACGAAAGAGGGCAAAGGCCCAGGUUACAAAAAGCGCAGUAAAAGUCCUCGAGUCCCGGACAAGAAAAAGGCUUUGGCUGCAGCCAAGGCUAAAAAGAUGGCACCCAUUCGAAUCAAGCUUUCGCCGAUAUGCACUAAGAGGAAGAAGAGCUGCUCUAGUGACGACAUGGACGAGGAUGAAUCCGAACAGGAAGACUCCAGCGUUCACAGCUCCUCCAUUCGAUCCGACAGCUCCGGUCGCAUGAAGAAGAAUAAGCGAGGGCGGCCAGCCAAGAAAAAGAAGAAAAUCGCAGGUGAGGAGGAGGCGGAUGGCUAUGAGACGGACCAUCAGGACUACUGUGAGGUGUGUCAGCAGGGUGGCGAGAUCAUUCUGUGCGACACGUGUCCACGAGCUUACCACCUCGUGUGCCUGGAACCCGAGCUGGACAAGGCCCCUGAGGGCAAGUGGAGCUGCCCUCACUGCGAAAAAGAAGGAAUCCAAUGGGAAGCAAAAGAUGAGGACUUUGAGGACUUUGAAGAGGACAUGGAGGAUAGAACCAUCUCAGAGGUCGGGGUCGGUGUCCCCGUCGGCGCGGAGGAGGACGACGACCACAUGGAGUUCUGUCGGGUGUGUAAAGAUGGAGGUGAACUGUUGUGCUGUGACACCUGCACAUCCUCCUACCACAUCCACUGUCUAAACCCUCCACUGCCAGAGAUCCCCAAUGGAGAGUGGUUGUGUCCGCGAUGCACGUGUCCACCGAUUAAAGGACGGGUCCAGAAGAUUCUUCACUGGAGGUGGGGUGAGCCCCCACCUCCAAUUCCCGUGCCACCUGCUCCUGAUGUCCCACCCGAUGAACCUCUGCCGCCACCCAUGAAGGGCAGAGCUGAGCGGGAAUUCUUUGUCAAGUUGGUGGCCCAGUCCUACUGGCACUGCACGUGGAUCACUGAGCUGCAGUUGGAGAUCUUCCACUCGGUGAUGUACAGAAACUACCAGAGGAAGACAGACAUGGAUGAACCCCCAAGUUUGGACUACGGCUCGGGUGGAGAGGAUGAGAACGGCAUGGGAAAGAGCGAGAAGCGGAGGGCUAAAGACCCGCAGUACGCCAUCUUGGAAGACAAGUACUACAGAUACGGCAUCAAGCCUGAGUGGAUGAUGAUCCAUCGCAUCAUCAACCACAGUCUGGACAAGAAGGGCAUUUACCACUACCUGGUUAAGUGGAGAGACCUGACCUAUGACCAGUGUACCUGGGAACGGGACGACAUGGACAUCCCUGACUUUGCCAUUUACAAGACCGCCUACUGGAGACACAGGGACUCCAUCAUGAAAGAAGACCCAGACAAACCAAGGAGGAUGAGGAGCAAGAAUCAGGAUGAUGAAGACCAGUCUCCCGCUUCACCAGUCACCGAUCCUACAAUCAAAUACGAGGAGCAGCCAGAUUUUGUGACGUCGACGGGCGGGACUCUGCACCUGUACCAAAUGGAGGGACUCAACUGGCUUCGCUUUUCCUGGGCUCAGGGCACCGACACCAUCCUGGCUGACGAGAUGGGUCUCGGCAAGACCAUUCAGACCAUUGUUUUCCUCUAUUCUCUCUUUAAAGAGGGUCACACAAAGGGUCCCUUCCUGGUCAGCGCUCCACUCUCCACCAUCAUCAACUGGGAGCGGGAGUUUGAGAUGUGGGCACCCGACUUCUACGUGGUGACGUACACUGGUGACAAGGACAGCCGAGCCAUCAUCAGAGAGAACGAGUUCUCCUUCGAUGACUUGGCUGUCAAAGGAGGCAAGAAGUCCUUCAAGAUGAGGAGAGAGACUCCUAUUAAGUUCCACGUGCUGCUGACCUCCUACGAGCUGGUGACCAUCGACCAGACGGCGCUGAAGUCCAUCGACUGGGCGUGUCUGGUGGUGGACGAGGCUCACCGCCUUAAAAACAACCAAUCCAAGUUUUUCAGGCGCCUGAAUGACUACAAGAUUGACCACAAGCUGCUGCUGACAGGAACGCCGCUGCAGAACAAUCUGGAGGAGCUUUUUCACCUGCUCAACUUCCUCACGCCCAACCGCUUCAACAACCUCGACGGCUUCCUGGAGGAGUUUGCGGACAUCUCCAAGGAAGAUCAAAUCAAGAAACUCCAUGAUCUGCUGGGUCCUCACAUGCUGCGGAGGUUGAAAGCCGACGUCUUCAAGAACAUGCCCGCCAAGACUGAGUUGAUUGUGCGAGUGGAGCUGAGCCCUAUGCAGAAAAAAUACUACAAGCUCAUUCUCACCAAGAACUUUGAAGCUCUGAACUCAAAAGGCGGAGGAAAUCAGGUCUCCCUGCUCAAUAUCAUGAUGGAUUUGAAGAAGUGCUGCAACCACCCCUACCUCUUCCCUGUCGCCUCCAUGGAAGCCCAGAAAACACCCAAUGGUGCAUAUGAGGGUUCUGCCCUCACAAAGGCUUCAGGGAAACUGACGCUGUUGCAGAAGAUGCUGAGGAAACUAAAGGAGCAGGGACACAGAGUUCUGGUCUUCUCACAGAUGACUAAAAUGCUGGACUUACUCGAAGACUUCCUGGAUUACGAGGGUUAUAAGUAUGAAAGGAUCGACGGAGGCAUCACAGGAGCACUGAGGCAGGAGGCCAUCGACCGAUUCAAUGCUCCAGGUGCUUGUCAGUUUUGUUUCCUGCUCUCCACCAGAGCUGGAGGUUUGGGAAUCAACUUGGCAACAGCAGACACCGUAGUCAUAUUCGACUCAGACUGGAACCCUCACAACGACAUACAGGCCUUCAGUCGAGCUCACCGCAUCGGGCAGGCCAACAAGGUGAUGAUCUACCGCUUUGUGACACGAGCCAGCGUAGAGGAACGCAUCACACAGGUGGCCAAGAGGAAGAUGAUGCUGACUCACCUGGUGGUCCGGCCAGGCCUGGGAUCCAAAGCUGGCUCCAUGACCAAGCAGGAACUGGAUGACAUCCUCAAGUUCGGAACAGAGGAGCUAUUCAAAGACGAAGGAGAAGGUAUGAAGAAUUCCUCGGGGGACAAAGGAGAGGACGAGGGCAAUGUGAUCCACUACGACAGCACCGCCAUCGAGAGGCUGCUCGACCGAAGCCAGGACGCCACAGACGACACGGAUGUGCAGAACAUGAACGAGUACCUCAGCUCCUUCAAAGUGGCCCAGUACAUGGUCCGAGAGGAGGACAAGAUUGAAGAGAUCGAGCGGGAGAUCAUCAAGCAGGAGGAGAACGUGGAUCCCGACUACUGGGAGAAAUUGUUGCGGCAUCACUACGAGCAGCAGCAAGAGGACCUGGCGAGCAAACUGGGAAAAGGCAAACGGAACCGCAAGCCUGUCAACUACAACGAUGCCGCGCAGGAAGAUCAAGAGUGGCACGCGGACAUUUCAGACAACCAGUCGGAAUACUCUGUGGGCUCCGAAGAGGAGGAUGAGGACUUUGACGACCGGCCAGAAGGUCGCAGACAAUCACGUCGCCAGCUGAGAAAUGAGAAGGACAAACCUCUUCCUCCUCUUCUGGCCAGAGUGGGAGGCAACCUUGAGGUUCUUGGCUUCAAUACACGCCAGAGGAAGGCUUUCCUGAAUGCGGUGAUGCGUUGGGGGAUGCCAUCUCAGGAUGCUUUCUCCUCUCAGUGGCUGGUUCGAGACCUCAGAGGCAAGACUGAGAAGGAAUUUAAAGCGUACGUGUCUCUCUUUAUGCGCCACUUGUGCGAGCCUGUGGCCGACGGGGCUGAGACGUUCGCCGAUGGUGUCCCGAGGGAGGGUUUGUGUCGCCAGCCGGUGCUGACUCGCAUUGGCGUCAUGUCGCUCGUUAAGAAGAAGAUUCAGGAGUUCGAGCACAUCAACGGGCGGUGGAGUCUUCCAGAACUCAAGCCUGAGGUCAGCGUGGACAAAUCAUCCUCCUCCAGGGCGUCAUCUCCGACCGUAAAGACGACAACACCGACCCCGACCGACGCCAGUUCCAACAACACACCUUGCACCUCCAAACCAGCAACACCUGCUCCGACAGACAAGCCUGAAAAGAACGGGAAGGAGGCAGAAAAGGAGGAGAAGGAAGAUGGCGAGGCCCAGACGGAUAGAGACGGAGUUAAAGAGAAAGAUGAGGGCAAAGAUGAGGAUGCAAACAAGUCUGAAGAGGGCGAAGAGCUUUCCUCGUCACAGACUGCAUCACCUGAUCCAAAAAGAGAGGCCAACGAGGAGGCAAACUCGAAUGAAGAGGAGAAGAAAGAAACAAGUGGCAGCCCGACAGAUGAGCGGAGUACGCAAGAGAAGAACGCAGCCGAGUCCAAACAAACCAUCAAACCAGAAGAGCGCUCCAAAGACGGAAAAGCAGACGGAGAGAAAGCCGACGAGAAGCGGGAAAAAGACACGGAAAAGCCCGACAGAACGCUGUCGCAAGGAGCUGAUGUUACUGACGCCAAGAAAGAAGAUGUGAAAAGUGACAAGGAUGCUGGGAAAGAAAUCAAAGAAGCAAAAGUGGACGUCGCCCAGGGUAACGGGAAGACGCCCGCUGAGCGACCUCGCUUCAUGUUUAACAUCGCUGACGGCGGCUUCACUGAGCUGCAUACUCUCUGGCAGAACGAGGAGCGCGCCGCCAUCUCCUCAGGAAAGAUGAGCGAGAUCUGGCAUCGCCGACAUGAUUUCUGGCUCCUAGCGGGAAUCGUCAUCCAUGGCUACGCUCGGUGGCAGGACAUCCAGAAUGAUCCACAGUUUGCCAUCGUCAACGAGCCGUUCAAGUCGCAGGCCAACAAAGGCAACUUCCUGGAGAUGAAGAACAAGUUCCUGGCUCGACGCUUCAAGCUGCUGGAGCAGGCACUCGUCAUCGAGGAGCAGCUGCGCCGGGCGGCCUACCUAAACAUGACGCAGGACCCCAGCCACCCGGCCAUGGCGCUCAACGCUCGCUUUGCUGAGGUAGAGUGUCUGGCCGAGUCGCACCAGCACCUCAGCAAGGAGUCCCUGGCAGGCAAUAAACCAGCCAAUGCUGUUCUACACAAAGUGCUUAACCAGCUGGAGGAGCUGCUGAGCGACAUGAAAGCCGAUGUGACCCGACUACCGGCCACGCUAGCCAGAGUCCCACCCAUUGCCGCUCGUCUGCAAAUGUCCGAGAGGAGCAUCCUCAGCCGGCUGGCCAGCAAGGGCAUGGAGACGCACACCCCCCAGCCCAUCCCUCCCGGACCUUACGCCACCCCUCAGAACUACGGCGCCCCCUUCACUCCGGCCCACCUGUUGGGAGGGGCCAACUACAGUCACAUGCCGCCGGGAUCCUUCAUAUCAGUGCUCAACGGGCCCCCCAUGUCUGUAAAGAAAGAGCGGGAAGGAGGUGAGCUGCGACGGGAGCAACGCAGCGGCGAGGUCAUCUGUAUUGAUGACUAGGUUAAACACACACACACACACAUGAACACAUACAGUGUUAAGAAUAACAGAUGACAGUGACUUACUGACCUGCUUGUGAUUGUAGUCGCCACACACACACACACACACACCUCCAGACACACUCCCGCAGACUUACUGUCCACGCACGCACACACGCACACGCAAUUCUCUUCCUGUGCUUGUCUGCCUCAAACCAUGAUACUCCUCAAUGAGCUUCUGACCUCUCUACACAAUCUUUGACCCCACCUUCUGCUUGCAUGUCCAAUGAAAUUCACCCCCCCUUAUGUCCCAGCAUGCCUCCAUCAUCAACAAUACUUCCUUCCCAGCGCUUUUCCCCAAACACUCACAUAAAGUGCACCUCGCUAACUGAUCACGUGACGGCAUGGAGUAUUUGCCGCCAUCCAAUUUUCUUGUUUGGUUUUUUUUUCCAACAAAGUUUUGUAAUAUUUUUGUUUGCGUACUUUUGUUCUUUCGUGUGAAGAGCUUCUACCAAAUUAUUAUUAUUUUUAUGUUCUAAUGAGGAAUCAAUGAACGCAUUGUCGUUAGUUCACUUAAGAGAAAACGAAGAAGUUUGAUAUUUAACUUCAGAAGUAGAAUUCUCCUACCUACACACACACACACACAUAUUACUAUAAAUAUAUAUAUAUAUAUAUAUAUAUAUAUAUAAGUGAUAGGAGGUAUGUAACACUAAAUAUCAACUUUUAGCAACAGGAAUGGUUCUAUAAAAUGACUUUUAUACGCUGCAUCAUUCAAAAGAAGAAUAAAAAGACGCCUUAAUUAAUAAAGUCAACAAAAUUUAUAAACUUCAUUCACAAGCUGAUGUCAACCUUUCAAUUUGACUCAUUUUAUGUUGAAAAUAGAAAAAAAAAGGCCAGAAAAUCAUUUCCGUACAAAUAUUUGCAACACAACCCCCCACACUUCCACCCCCCCCCCCAAAAAAAAAGCACUUAUCCACUUUUGCUUUCUUAUUUUGUUGUUGUUUUUUAAAAAAAAAUGUCCACAUGUUGGUCGCCAAUGAAAGUAUUUACAUUUUCUUUGUUUGUUUGUAAUAAAACCCAAUGAAAUGAAACUCGUUCAAAUGUCGACAAAGGGAAUGAUCGUAAAGUUCAUUUAAAAAAAAAAAAAUUUAACUAUCCAUGAUAAAAACAAAUUGUGGGACACAAUUAGACAUAUGACUGUUUGGUGUUGCGUUUUGUGGCGUUCCCCAAAUCAGGAAAACGUAGUUGUGGUGACCAUGAAGGAGUAAUCUAUUUCAGGUUACGACUGUUAGUGGAACUUUGGCUACAGGAAGCGCAAUGUGUUUUUUUGUUCUGGUUGUGGAAAACUGGACCAGCACUACACCGUUGCAAUGGUACUUUGAGUUGAGAUGAGACUCCAACCACCUCCAAAUCUGAGGCCGUGGUUCUUUGGAGUAAAUCUUUGGUGUCUUGGGAGGGAAGGCUGGAUCUGGACUAAUGCCGUCGUUGUACUGGUUCAGGUUUCUACCCUCACCGAUGAUCAUAAGUUUUGUUUUUUGGGUGACUGAAAGAACAAGAUCUUGGAUCCAACCAGUUCCCUUCGCAGGGUGGCUGAACGGAUCUUGUUAAUCCUGGAGCGAUCCAUCAGUUAAGUAGGCUCUGGCAUCCGGUCCGGAAGCCUUUCAGACACCUCCUUGGUGAGGUAUUGUGUGGGGACACAACCUAGACCUCGGAUAGGUUGGAGGGAUUAUACAGAGAUCGGAAAGUCUAGGGUUCCCACCUGAGACGACUUGACCCUGGAUAAAUGGAAGAAAAUUGAUGGAUGGGUGAUGGAUAAUGAAGUCGUUUAUAUAGGAACAGGAAUGUGAUCUGAAGUGGAAAACUUAAGUGGUUACAUAAAAAUCAGUCUUCAGGAUUCCUGGUGGAACUUUCUGGAGUUGACAUCAGGCCCCUUUAAAACUCCACACAAAAUAAAUGGACUCUUCCGUCCAGCUUUUCAUUGACAUUUCUGGCCCGUUCGUUCUCGUCUUCGUGCUUCAAAAGUUCACCGAGGCGUCCAUGAUAUUUUUGAUUUGAUGCUCUUCAGGGGCAAUAAAAGGAAAAUUGAGGAAAAGAAACAAGCACUUGUCGAGCCUUUAAAAAGACAAAUGGAAUAAAUACAAAAAAAACAUUUCCGUUUAUGCUUUUUCCUUCACAUUCUUCAGUAUUUUGCUUUGUGAAGCCAUAGUACAUAGUACAUAGUACAUAGUAAUACCUUCAAUAUUACACUAAUUUGCUUUGUCGCCUAAAACACAAAUCCAAAAUGAGGAUGUUUUGUUCAUAUCGCUAACAUAUAUUUCCUUACAUUGGAUUGUUUUUGUGGCACGGUGGUCGAGUGGUUAGCGCGCAGACCUCACAGCUAGGAGACCAGGGUUCAAUUCUACCCUCUGUGUGGAGUUUAUAUGUUCUCCCUGUGCAUGCGUGGGUUUUCUCCCUCCCACAUUCCAAAAACAUGCUAGGUUAAUCGGCGACUCCAAAUUGUCCAUAGGUAUGAAUGUGAGUGUGAAUGGUUGUUUGUCUAUAUGUGCCCUGUGAUUGGCAAGACAGCUGGGAUAGGCUCCAGCACCACCUGUAACUCUCGUGAGGAAAAAGCGGUAGAAAAUGAAUGAAUGAAUUUUUUAGAAAAAACCCUACAGGGCGGCACGGCGGUCGAGUAAUUAGCGCGCAGACCUCAUAGCCAGGAGACCAGGGUUCAAUUCCAUCCUCGUUCAUCUCUGUGUGGAGUUUGCAUGUUCUCCCUGUGCAUGCGUGGGUUUUCUCCGGGUACUCCGGUUUCCUCCCACAUUCCAAAAAAACAUGCUAGGUUAAUUGGUGACUCCAAAUUGUCCAUAGGUAUGAAUGUGAGUGUGAAUGGUUGUUUGUCUAUAUGUGCCCUGUGAUUGGCUGGCGACCAGUCCAGGGUGUACCCCGCCUCUUGCCCAAAGACAGCUGGGAUAGGCUCCAGCACCCCUGUGACCCUCGUGAGGAAAAGCGGUAGAAAAUGAAUGAAUGAAUGGAUUGGUUUUGUGGCACGGCGGUCGAAUGGUUAGCGCGCAGACCUCACAUCUAGGAGACCAGGGUUCAAUUCCACCCUAUGUGUGGAGUUUGCAUGUUCUCCCCGUGCAUACGUGGGUUUUCUCCGGGUACUCCGGUUUCCUCCCACAUUCCAAAAAAACAUGCUAGGUUAAUCGGCGACUCCAAAUUGUCCAUAGGUAUGAAUGUGAGUGUGAAUGGUUGUUUGUCUAUAUGUGCCCUGUGAUUGGCUGGCGACCAGUCCAGGGUGUACCCCUGCACCAGCACCCCCCGCGACCCUCUUGAGGAAAAGCGGUAGAAAAUGAAUGAAUUUUAGCAUCUUUAAAGCACAAAAGGUACCCAACCAGUCUUUCAAAAAAAAACAAAAUGUUUAUUUGGCAUCAAAAACAGUUUCAAAAAGUGUGUUGUAUAAACUUUGACAUUUAUAAAAAUAGGAAUUAGAGCCAGGAAGUGUGUGUGUGUGUCAAUGUUUUGUGUACUUCAGCUUGAGGAAGCGAAAAUGCUGCUUUAGUGUGUGUCUAUCUGUGUGUGUGUGUGUGUGUUGUCCAAUCAGUGCUGAUGGGGGAAAUAUGCAUUCUGUGUGUCCGAUGAGGAAAUCAAAGUGUGUUCCAUUGGACGCUGGUUCAUAAAAGCACUCGGUCUGCUGCAGUUAAAGUGCUGAGGGCCACAAACCACAAAAACUACUUAUAAACAAGAGUGGGAGUACACAAAACCACAGCUCGAAAUAACAGCGUUUGUUUUGUGCAAGAAGAGAGACACGAUAUUACACGAGAUGUGCCACUUUCAUUAGAUGCUUGCAUUGUGUAGACGUCUGUUUUUGUCGAUUAGCGUUGCCAGCUUUUGACAUUGGGAAAGUGCAGAAUGCUGAGUCAUUGUUUAGCAUCAAGCAUACGAGGCUGCUGUGUCGCUACAGGCUUAAUGUUGGCAGAAGGCGCUGGAAUGUUGCGAGCCUUUUUUGGUCAUUUUCUACAUGCAAGCGUUGCCAUGUGAUUCGAUUCCCAAAAUUCUAUAUUUUUAUUGACUUUUUCCAUUUUAUUGUGGCCCGUUGUGCUGCAUUGCAUAACACAUCCCUAGUGUGGCUAAAUGAUGCUAAAUAGAGUGAUUAGGUAAAAGUGGUAUUGGUCGUCGGUCAUUGUUGCUUCUUCACGCUGUGAUGGAUAAAAUACGACAAAAGGUAACAAAUAGAAAGAGAUGUGGUGUUAAAAAAAAAUGUUCUUGUCAUGUAUGAAGGUACAAGCACAGCUUGUCUGUUGGCUGCAUGAAGAAGAAGAAGAACGAUUUAUGACAGGAUACGGCGAAGAUAGAAAUCCCCAGGAAGAGCAGCUUCCAUCCCAUCUGUUCCCUCGGCCGGAGCGCUCGCUUGCAGUCCCAGCGUCUGUGCGCGGCCUUUCCAAAACACGAGCGCGUUCCAGAGUCCACAACAACUUCCACAAAUGUCAGGUUUGUCUUUCAAAUGAGCGUCUUCGGGAAGAGGCGGCGGGAGGAUGCCAUGCCACAACCACCACGCCACCGGGAAUUCUCCUCUGUGGAAAAGCAAACGAACGUCGCCCGCAAGCUAGCGUCCGUCUCGUCUCAGUUGACUUUGAAGAUGCUGAAGACGUGAGGAGAAGCUGACGGGUUGCCCACCGUGUGCAGUCGGAAGGACGGACCUGUCAUGGCGUGGAGCUCCGUGCCUUUGUCCAAACGCAGGAGGCCUGAUACCUGGCACGGCUUCAGGAAAUGGGAGGGGUGCGGUCCGGCCGAGGGGGUGGUGCCGUAACCUUCCAUGCAUUGCAACUUCUGAGGUCUCCCACCGCUGGUCACCACGUCCAGCUUGACGUACUGAGACUCCUGCUCAUUGAACAGAACCUGACCACAACAGAACACAAGGUCUUAAACUUCAGACUGGAAUCAUAUCCCAAAAACAAUUUUGGCAAUUCUGGCGGAAUGAUCUUCACAUUGAAGGACGGUAUGGAUCAUCAUGUCAUACCUGACAGAACAGGAAGUAGACUCCUGCUUUCUCCACAGUGAACGUGCCCUCCUCCUUGUUGUACCUCACUGCUUUGCUCAUAUUCAGCACUCUUUCCUCCCAGCCUUUUAUCACGCCUCCUUCGCCCACUGACGCCACAAAAACAAAGCCGCUCUGAAGGCAUCACGCAUCUCAUAGCAUCUCGAGGUGCAACAUCUUACCUUGCUGAGAGGAGACUUUAGUGACUGUCAAGGAAGCAAAGGAGAAGUCAAUUUGAAAAGCUUUUCUGCAGACGCUAACGUGACACAUCUGCCAGGACACUUACUCUCGAAAUGAGACGCCGCUUUCUUCCCGUUUCCAUUCUUCCCGCGCAGCGUCCCCCCUUCAGGCAAGGCGGGCAGUGAGACAGAAGUUUGAGAAAGAAAGAAAGAAAGAAAACACGCCUGUGGUCCACAUCUGUAUCUGUCUAAUAACACUGCACUCAUUUGCUGCCCUUAACACACGCAGCAGACUUCCUUUCACGUGUGUGCGUGUAUAUAUUAAUCUCCGUGCCAGCUGCUCGCCGUUUCAAAAGGAUGGAGUAAAGCAGACAAAAGCAUCUAAAUGUAAACCGAAGACCAGACAAGAGAGAUGAGGUGGCAGACAGCGGCUCUUAUUGUCCAAGUCCAAGGCUUUUAUGGACACCGAGGAUGUAAAAAAUGUCGCUGACUCGGCACCUCUUUCAACUCACGGCAACAUUAGCGCUAGAAAAUAGAGUUAAGUUGGUUCUUCCUGUUACUAAAAUGCGCACGCUUAAGUUGACAUCGACAUACAUGUUGACCGCUUUUGUCAACAAUGAAUUUUGAACCUGUGUAAUAAUUAUCCCAUUUAUGUUUUGAAUCGAUUUCAUAGCUUUAUAGAUUAUUUUAUUGUCGUUGAAAUAUGUUCAAACUGAGAAAAUUGUCAAUUAUCUACCAUUCUCCUCAUGUCUUUGGCCAAAGUCAUAAGUAAACAUGCAAGCUAUGGCUACUAAUGAUUUUGGAUAUGUCCAUAAUUAUUAAUGUCGAUGUCAGUCAGCCAGUCCGAAGGGUGUCGAAACAAACAGGUUCCAUCGUACAUGGAAAUGGAAAUAUUAGUUUAGCAUCUCCAAUGUGUGGCUAGCCGCGGGGAGACGCUAUUUCUACUAGAACACAAGUAUUAUGACAUGGCAUAAUUUUAAUGUUUUGUAAUAAUAUUUUUUUUUUGUGUCAGAAGAAACGUGCAACCUUUUUUAGAAAUACCUUGUUUAAUAAUAGAACAUGCGUAAUUAAGUAAUUAGUGAUAGUUAGAAUGGAAACCAUUCAUGUUGCUGUUUUUGGACUCUGAGUAAAUGAACGAUAAAGUUAUACAAUUUGAAUUAUUUAGUAUGAAUGUGUUUUUUUUUUAUGUGGACAGAGAUUUUUUUUAAAUACCACACUGGUGGAACUGGAAUCUCUGUGUUCAUGUCGCCUUAAAUUCUGCAGGCUAAAUGUAGCAAGUUAGCAGGUAGCAUCAAUGUGGCUUGUUUGUGUUUAGCAUGGUGGCUUCAAUCCAGUUAUUCAGCUUGAAGUCACAAACUGUGAAUUUUGAGUUAAGUGGAAUUAAAAAUUAAGAUUAUUCCUCAAAUGUAUUUUUAGAGGUUCAGCGUUCGAUUCCCUAUAUAGUAAAUAUUUUUUUAGAUGGUAACCUCCAAAAAAAGUGGUUUGAUGAUUCAUGCAGAUAUGAAUCCAGCAGAGGGCGCUUUCUCACAAAUCAAUUCACUCAACAUUUUCCAGCAGGAAGAUAUUUUAACAAGGCGUGAUGUUAUGUUGCUGCAAUACUAUAUAAUAUAUGACAGUUAUUGUUUUUUUAAUAUUUAUUUAUUUAUAUGCAACCCCUCCAAAUGGCGUAUAGAGCUCCAGUAUUCCAGCAGAGACAGCUAAGGCGUAUAAAUGACGGUUUUACUCUGGGACAGAAGUGAAUAAUCUAUAAAUACGGCAAUGAUAGGUCAUCAAAUAUGUCUGCUUUUCACAACAAAUCAUAGCUGCAUGCAACAAAAAAAAAAGUCAACAAGAUGGCCCCAAAGCGUGCAACAAGACCUCCUUCCUGAGCCAGAUGGCUUUCUGGGCUCUGGUCAGACGUGUAAUUUCUACCACAGCCAUGCAGCUGCCUACUUCUUCCUGUGGCAACUUUUAGCUGCGGCAUGUGUGUGUGUGUGUGUGUGUGUGUGUGUGUUACCGUCUCGCUUGACUCUUUGUCCAACCAGCAGCUCUCUCUUCUCCAUAAUGAGCUGCACAAUGGCCUUCCUCUGCCUGUUGACCUGUUCAGACACACGUUUGUUUUAUUCUUUUUGCAAGCCAGCGUCUUUCUAGCCAAGAAAGCCAUUUUAGUUGCUUGACAGGGGGGCGCGAGGGGGGUGUGUGUGUGUGUGUGCGUGCUUGUGUGUGUGUGUGAUUAAAUGGAGCGCUACUGUGGAGAAAGAAUAGAGCUGAGGCUCUCUUGGCUUUCCAGACACUCACUGGCUGCCUCUCAUCAGGAGUUGGCGCUCCGGUGGACACAGCGGGAAAUGUUCCAGCAGCAACACUCCACGUGUCCAAGUCUGUGUGUGUGUGUGUGUGUGUGUGUGUGUGUGUGUGUGUCGCCUACAACAUGAUGCACUCUUUACCGCCACUUCUGUUCUACCUACAAAUCCUCAGGAAUGAGGAAAUGCCAAUGAAAAGUGUUUGCGCAUCACAACAUAUCAUAGCAACCUCUUGAUAUUACGCAAUAUUAGAGGUGAGGACGUCUGCAUUGAUUAUUAUUUGCAUCAGCGUCUUACACCUAGGCAUGUACGGCCCGAUAUCGGCAUAAAAAUGUGAUAUUGGUCAUAAAAAACGAUAUAAAAAAUGCUUUAUACAACACAUAUGUCAUGAUAUAUCGGUAUCGACUGAUAUCGGAAAAUAUCAGCGUAAAAAAAAAUCGGACAUCUCUAUUUAUAACUGUUACUGCCUUAAGUGGUUAACACAAUAAAGUCCUAAAUUCCAACAAUAGCGCUAGAGUUAUGCUAAACAAAGAUCGUCUAUGUGACGGGAGUGUUCUGCUCUUUAAGCAGUUAUGAAUAUGUGAGGCAUUGUGAUAUUCAGCCACUGGUUAAAGGACCUAAGUGUCCAUCCCUGCACACUCAACAUUUUGACCAUUUGAGUGCAACAUCCGGGUACUGCCAGUGCACUUAUGCACGAGAAAAAAAUCUAUAUGUAUAAAUGUGUGCGAUUUGCAACACAGUCUUUGUAUUUUACGUUAUCAAUUGAUUACUUUGGGCUGCAAAAAAAAAAAAAAAAAGUUUGCACAACAUCAGUGACGUCACUGGCUGUCACGUCUCGCCGCGCAUGCACGAGUGGAGGCUUUCCGGUAAAAGAUAUUAAAAAAAAAGAAGAAAAAAAACAAGCAGCACCAAAAUAAUGAGACAUGGCGGCCCACACUUGUUGACAGGUUGAAAUGCGGAUUUUAAAAAGCACACAUUCCCGUAACACACACAUCACCAACGACUUGCACGACAAUUCACUUAGUUACAAAGUCUUGCUCCAAACCUGCUCCAGGCGGUCCUGGAGGAUGUGGAAUGACUGGGACAGGUCCCGAGUCUGGCGCCAGGUCCACGCCGUGAAGAGCGCGCUGCAGGCGGCUACGGAAAGAGCCAGCAGGGCCAGAGAAGCCCACAGAGCCCGCAGCCUGCGCCUCCUGUGCACGACGCGAUGCAUGCUCACGGUGCGCCGAUCACCCCCAGGCGAGUCCUCGGAUCCAUUCCAGCUCGUUAAUGAAGAGCGGUACUCGCUAAUUGGGGGGGCAUCCUGCUGAGGUCCUGCAGCAACUGUUGCAUCCUUUUAGUCUGUUGCGGUCCUCGUCCUGCUUUGGGGGCUGCGCGCACGAGCACCGACCGGGGGGGGCUCCCAAGCUGAGUUCUGAUGCUGAGAGCCUCGUCCUCCCCUCUUGUGUCUCUGCACUUUUUUUUUUCUUCUUCUUCCCCCAAUCAACUUCAAAAAAGUGGAAGAAGAAAAAAAUGUAGCGUCGACGACUUGGACAGUUCCUAAAGUGUCCACAUGAGGGCAGCAGCGUGUAAGGUAAGACUGCUCACUCUUGACCUUUGAAUGACACCGAAGUGUUCCUGAAAACGUUCUUAUGCUUAUGGAAUAGAAAGACAAAGGGCCUAAUGUGACGAAAACAUUUUUUAAUAUUUAAUAGCACUUUGUAUUGUCACCUGUAACACUGUUUUUAAACUAGCAUGACAUGUACGUAUGUUUAAUGUGUAGUGCAGUUAGCAUUAGCGCUACAUGUUUGCUAGUUGGGUUGUCCAGCAGAAACCCUAGUAGUAGUAGUAGUAGUAAUAGUAGUAGUAGUAGUAGUAGUAGUAGUAGUAGUAGUGUGUGUGUAAAGACAAAAAGC
Doryrhamphus excisus (bluestripe pipefish) is the source of this 15677-nucleotide messenger RNA. RefSeq names its product chromodomain helicase DNA binding protein 3 (gene chd3). Gene Ontology annotation, cellular component: NuRD complex; nucleus; chromatin. Gene Ontology annotation, biological process: chromatin remodeling. The record is from RefSeq and is a predicted model, not a curated record. Gene Ontology annotation, molecular function: chromatin binding; ATP binding; ATP hydrolysis activity. Lineage: Eukaryota; Metazoa; Chordata; Actinopteri; Syngnathiformes; Syngnathidae.